GUAUUAUACAUCAUAACCUAUUUCAUAACUGUCAAAAACAGCUGUUUAUUUGUUAACCUUAAAAAUUUAUAAAUCAUUGAAUAAAAUGAUAGAAGUGACUGCGAAAUUAAUUCGGGGUCCUGUUUAUUUGUUGGGUGAGAUUGUUGAGUGUGGAAUAUCGUUUACGCAUCCUCCUUCGCCGCAACAUCGCGUUUCGCAAAGCAAUAACGACGCUUUCGAAAGUUUAGCUUGGGCCUCCGCCCAAAUUCAUUGUCAAUGUACGACCGAUUCGAAAUUGAACAGGACCAAAACGGAGAAAAAGGAUGAAAGUAAUUGUUUAAUAAAUAAUACUACCUUGUCCGUGGGGAAUCACGAUUCUGGAAGAACCGAGGUGGCCACUAAACCGAGAAUUUUGUUUUGCGAUUUAAGAUUGUCCCCAGGUCAAACUAAAACAUAUAUUUAUCGUGAAAAAAUUCCCGGAGAUGCCCCACCGUCUUAUAGAGGCCAAUUAGUAAAAUAUUCUUAUAAAAUAACUAUCGGAACUCAACGAGUUAACAGUCCAGUUAAAUUAUUAAGAGUUUCAUUUCGAGUUUUACCCGUGUCUGUGCCCAUUUUAAGCGAUAUAAGCGGUUUAUGUAACGAUACAACCGAAGAAUUAUCUCCAGCUAAUCCCUUUUUGGAGAUAAAACAAAAAGAAACUCCUUUUGAUAUAGCUCUUGAGGCUCUACAAAAUAUUACGGCAAGAAGAAAUCCGAAUUUUUAUGUGAUUUCAAAUAUUUUUGGAAAAGUUGCUCGGUUUUGUUUAUUUAAACCAGCUUAUAAAUUAGGAGAGGAUAUUAUCGGGACUUUUGAUUUUACCGUAGCAACAGUUAAUUGCGUCCAAGUCUCCGUUUCGCUUCAAUGUGAAGAAGAAACCAGUUUAGAUGAAAAUAAUAAGCAGACUAAAAUAAGCACGUACAGCAAACACCAUGAAGUUUGUUUGGGGUUAAAAUACACCCAAGUUAUUUUACCAAUUCCACUUCAUGUCACACCAGCGUUUUCAACCAAAUUAGUUAGUUUAAAAUGGAGAUUACACUUUGAAUUUGUUACCAGUACAAAUUCUGGGCUACAACCCCCCGAUUUGGAUGUUUUCGAUUGGCAAGCACCUGGCGAACUUUCCAUUGAAACGAUGGUUUGGGAUUUGCCAAUUAAAUUGUUUUCGACAACGCCCAUUUUAGUUGCGCAAGGUGUACAAUUAAAUAAUGUUUGUAAAUUAAGUAUAAGAUAAACUAUGUAAUAUUGAAAAUAAAAUUUAUUACAAAAAAAUCUUAAAU
This is a messenger RNA of Onthophagus taurus, 1292 nucleotides long. Its product is annotated as RAB6A-GEF complex partner protein 2. NCBI's taxonomy places the organism in Eukaryota, Metazoa, Arthropoda, Insecta, Coleoptera, Scarabaeidae. The record is from RefSeq and is a predicted model, not a curated record.